This is a messenger RNA of Rasamsonia emersonii CBS 393.64, 1119 nucleotides long. RefSeq lists its product as uncharacterized. Gene Ontology annotation, biological process: lipid metabolic process. The record is from RefSeq and is a predicted model, not a curated record. Gene Ontology annotation, molecular function: phosphoric diester hydrolase activity. The transcript has 3 exons. The coding region runs from base 1 to 1119 and encodes 372 amino acids. Lineage: Eukaryota; Fungi; Ascomycota; Eurotiomycetes; Eurotiales; Trichocomaceae.
AUGCUUGGACUUCGCUUGCUUCCCCUCCUCCUUCUGCCAUUCUCCUCUGCGUCGGUGCUGGCGCCCCGCAGCUCGACCGCGUGCAACAACUCGCCCGAUCUGUGCGACAAGUCGUAUGGGGAGAUUACGCAUCUGGGUGCACACGACAGCCCGUUUCUGCGCGAUUCAUCCACUAGUUACUCCACUGCGGGGAACCAAUAUUACAACACUACUGUCCAGCUCUCGGCUGGCGUUCGGUUGGUGACUGCCCAGGUGCAUAAGAAUAAUGGAGCAUGGCAUCUAUGCCACACCAGUUGUGAUCUGUUGGAUGCAGGGACGCUGGAGUCGUGGUUGGUGGAAAUCAAGACCUGGCUGGACAACAAUCCCAAUGAUGUUGUCACUGUCCUACUGGUGAAUUCGGACAACGCAGCCGCAUCCGACUUGAAUGCUGUCUUUGAAGCCGCUGGCAUCGUGAAGUACGCCUACAAGCCGAACUUUACGUCCCCGCCUGCGACAUGGCCCACGCUGCAGGAGCUCAUCAGUGCUGGAACGCGGAUGAUGACCUUUGUCGCCUCUCUUUCCUCCAAUGCCGGCGCGGAAUAUCUCAUGGAUGAAUUCACCUACAUCUUCGAGAACAAUUACGAUGUCACGGCUGCCUCGAACUUCUCCUGCCAGCCCAAUCGUCCUUCGACGGUCGAGAACAACAUCGCUGCCGCCCUGUCCUCGAAUCGCCUGCCGUUCAUGAACCACUUCCUGGAUUCGCAAGAGGCUCUGGGAAUCGAGAUCCCCGAUGUCAGCGCCAUCGACACGACGAACGGGCAGUCCGGCACGGGAAACCUGCAAACCGCGGCGACGACGUGCAAGAGCCAAUACGGGGGCCGGCAGCCUACUUUUAUCCUGGUCGACUUCUUCGACAAGGGCCCUGCAAUUGCGACGGUGGACAUGCUGAACAACGUCACCAAUCCGGUUGGACGGUCUCCUGUUCCAAACACCAACUCGGAUGAUACCGCCAGCAGCGGCAGCAGCGGCCUGGCCGAACUCGUCAGCCAAGCCAAGAGCGGCGCCAACCCGACGCUGGGCAAUUGGAUCUGGGUAGGUGGUAGAUGGGGCAGCCUGCUGGGAGGAGGCGUUUCGAUUUAA